GUUGAAAGCAAAGCCGGCCAGUUGCCAUCACUAGAAUAAUUUCAAAGGCAUUUGUGUUUUCGAUUUUCAUUUAUUUUUGCCAAUAAUUUGUUUAUUAAUUGUGUGCAUAACAUGGUUAAACUUUCCAACGCACGCAGCAGGGAGUGUGCCACACGUAGCGACGACGAUGCGCCGGCCAAAGUCAGCGAUGACGAUACAAAAUCAAAGCCAAGUAAAUCAAAGCAAUCAAAAAAGAAACAUGCGGAUGCCGAAAAUCGCCCGAGAAGCGAAAAGCGCAAAGGAAAAUCGGAACGCGAUAGCUCCACUUCCAGCUCCUCUUCCAGCGGCAGCAGCAGCAGCAGUAGCAGUAGUAACAGCAGCAGCAGCAAUAACAGCGAUGCUUCCAAAUCCUCCAGCCAUAAGAAACGCAGCAGCAAAUUAAAAGCGGUCAAAGAUGCAUCACCGAAGUCACAACAACAACAACAGCAACAGCGUGAGAAGCAACAACGUGAAGUUGGCAAUAUGGAGAGUAAAAUGGGAGAGCAGCGCUCCAAGUGGGACAGUCCAGAGAGAGGCGGCGCCGCUCAACGUCACAAUUCCAGCAAAAACAACACAAAAGCAGCGCGCAAACGAAGUCGCAGUCGUUCACGCAGUCGUGAGCGAGAGCGAGAACGUGAGCGGGACAGAGAUAGAGAGCGGGAUCGAGAUCGUGAGCGUGAGAAUCAAAUGCGACGUGGUCGUGAGCGGGAGAGGGAGCGGGAAAGAGAACGGGAGCGGGAUCGAGAAAGGGAACGGAGCAGGGAACGAAGGCAGCCACAGCGCAAUCGCAGCAACGAACGUCGGGACAGAACACGACGCUCCCCGGAUCAGCGGAGACGCAGCCGGAGUCGGAGUCGCAGUCCACGAGAUCGUCCUUACAGAGGUGGAGGUGGAGGUGGCGGCGGAGGCGGAGGCGGACAACGUCGCCAGGAUCAGCAGCAGCAGCAACGUCGCAAUCGGGAUGAGGAGCACUUUGAGUGGGGCAAGCCAAGCAACGAUAAGGACAAAGCAAAUGACAAACAAGAUGAUGAGCCUGUGGAUAAGGAAAAACCCAAUUUUGGUUUAAGUGGUGCCCUCACCGAAGACACCAACAAGGUGAAUGGGAUUGUGGUCAAGUACUCGGAGCCACCCGAAGCCCGCAAACCCAAACGUCGCUGGCGUCUAUAUCCCUUCAAGGGUGAAACAGCGCUGCCAACGCUGCACAUCCAUCGACAGAGCUGCUUCCUGGUGGGUCGCGAUCGGAAGGUGGUUGAUCUGGCUGUGGAUCAUCCCAGCUGUUCCAAACAACAUGCAGCAUUGCAAUAUCGUCUGGUGCCUUUUGAGCGCGAUGAUGGCAGCCAAGGGAAGCGAGUGCGUUUAUAUCUCAUCGAUUUGGAAUCGGCCAAUGGCACAUUCCUCAACAACAAGAAGAUCGAUGGUCGCAAAUACUAUGAGCUAAUGGAGAAGGAUGUCAUCAAGUUUGGCUUCAGCUCGAGGGAAUAUGUGCUGCUGCAUGAGAACAGCAAGGAGGAUCAGGAGGAUGAUGAUGUGCAUAUCAAAGAUGAACCGAUCGAUGAGCCAAACGAACCGAUUGAGACACAAAACUGAUAGAGAUGCCAAUAAUUAGCGCACUCAUUCACACACUUACACAUUUGACUCACCGCCCGAAUCAUAUUUAGUUUUUAAAUUAAGUUUCAUUUCAAUAUAUCUAUAUAUCUAUAUAUAUAUAUGAAUUUAUGUAGCAGCGUAUGUGUUCUUUUUAACAUUCUUGACCAAUUUGUUGACAAUCACUUGAGCGAGCAAAAGACAUUGUUAACAAUUAAGCACGAUCAAUUCGUGUGCCAACUGCCAACAAUUGAAAUACAUGCCACAUGCAACAUGCAACGAAUUCAACUGUCUCUACAUAUGUGUAAAAUGUGCAGCCUAAGUUCUUCGAGCUAAGAGAAUUUAAUACCAGAAUCUUUUAGAAAACUUUUGUAAUAACUACGAAGGGAAAAAUUGUCAGUAACUUCUUUUGUAUUCAGCGUUAUGUGCCCAAAAUUAUAUGACAAUAUUUAAUUCAAAAGCUCUUCAUUAAAAAAGAUUUACAUUGAAUGCUUAA
Drosophila innubila is the source of this 2098-nucleotide messenger RNA. RefSeq names its product FHA domain-containing protein DDL. The record is from RefSeq and is a predicted model, not a curated record. Gene Ontology annotation, biological process: miRNA processing. The coding region runs from base 112 to 1605 and encodes 497 amino acids. Lineage: Eukaryota; Metazoa; Arthropoda; Insecta; Diptera; Drosophilidae. Gene Ontology annotation, cellular component: nucleus. The transcript is spliced from 2 exons. Gene Ontology annotation, molecular function: protein binding; mRNA binding.